AUUUCCGAUUAUUGUUAGAAUAAAUAAAUACUCCCAUGGUUUUGAGCGCGACGCCAUCCAGUUCUCCUCUUCUUCUCCUUUUUUUUCUUAUCUUUCCUUUUCCUGGUAAGUAAGCUAUAAUUUUUGUUUGCUUUCAAGUUUCAACCAUUUCUUUUAUGUAGAUAUAUAAGUAUACGUUAUAAAAAUCGCAAGAUCGCAGUUGCUUUUGGGUUGACCAGAACUGAAUCAGGGAUAGUUAGGGAACCAUGGGAGGGCUUUGCUCCAAGAAUUUGGAUGCCAAAAACAGACUUUAUGGUUAUGGUGGGAAUUUGAAUGGGGAUGUUGAUUAUUAUAGUAGCAACAGCAAGAACAAGAGCAAGCCAUUGCAAGAAUACCAGCAAAAUGCGGAGGGCAGUAUUUUGGAUGGGCCACCGGAGGUUCUGGCUCGGGAAAGCAUGGAUAAGCGGUCUCAAGACCGCAAGCCCAAGCAGUCAGAGGAAACCUUUUCCUUGGAUGAUUUUUAUGAUGGAAUUCCUCGCUAUCCAUCUCUCAGGUCAAGAUCCUUGCGGUCUGGGCAGUCUGCGGUUGCCAAGGUUUCAGAGGUUAGUUCACGUUUGGGCUCUCUUGGAAUAGGCAAAGCAGUGGAGGUCUUGGACACACUUGGGAGUAGCAUGACAAAUUUAAACCCCAACAGUGGAUUCGCAUCUGGUGUGGCAACAAAAGGAAAUGAACUUGCAAUAUUAGCUUUUGAGGUGGCAAACACAAUUGUUAAGGGUUCCAGCCUUAUGCAUUCCCUUUCAAAAAGAAAUAUAAGACAUUUGAAAGAAGUAGUGCUUCCUUCAGAAGGAGUGCAAAAUCUAAUAUCAAAUGAUAUGGGUGAACUCUUGAAGAUUGUUGCAGCUGACAAGAGGGAGGAGUUGAAAAUUUUCUCUGGAGAAGUUGUUCGUUUUGGAAAUCGAUGUAAAGAUACUCAAUGGCAUAGCUUGGACCGUUAUUUUGAGAAAAUUAGCAGAGAUCUUACUCCUCAAAAGCAAUUGCAGGAAGAGGCAGAUUCUGUAAUAGACCUUCUGAUGACCUUAGUUCAGCAUACAGCUGAGCUUUACCAUGAAUUGCAAGUUUUGGACAAAAUUGAGCAAGAAUAUCAGCGUAAACGCCAAGAUGAUAAUGUAGGUGCUGGUCAAAAAGGUGAUAGCCUUGCGACCUUAAGAGCAGAGUUCAAAAGCCAAAGAAAACAAGUUCGAAGCUUGAGGAAAAAGUCACUCUGGUCCAGAAGUUUGGAAGAGGUAAUGGGGAAGCUUGUAGAUAUUGUCCACUUUUUACUUUUGGAGAUUCAUAACAUCUUUGGUAGUGAAGAUGCUAAUGGUCCAAUAAAAGUAUCUAAGAACAAUCACCAGAGAUUGGGACCUGCUGGCCUUUCUUUGCAUUAUGCAAAUAUAAUUAUGCAAAUCGAUACCCUUGUGGCACGAUCAAGUUCUAUGCCUCCUAAUACAAGGGAUUCAUUAUACCUGAACUUGCCACCCAGCAUAAAAUCAGCUCUACGUUCCAAAUUACAAUCUUUUCAAGUUAAAGAGGAGCUCACCAUUGCAGAAAUCAAAGAUGAGAUGGAAAAGACUCUGCAGUGGCUGGUUCCAAUGUCCACUAACACAGCAAAAGCUCAUCAUGGUUUUGGUUGGGUUGGAGAGUGGGCAAAUACUGGGUCUGAGGUAAAUCGGAAGCCUGCUGCCAGUGCAGCUGAUAUAAUUCGGAUUGAGACACUCCACCAUGCAAACAAGGAGACAACAGAAGCCUAUAUUCUUGAACUAGUAUUGUGGCUUCAUCAUCUGGUCAACAAAUCCAAGACUGUUGCUAGUGGUGUUAACAAGAAGUCAUCUGUUAAAUCUCCUAGCGGCACACCGCUUGAAAAGUUGAAUGAACAACCAAGACAUCAGUCUUCCAGUGCACUAUCAUUAACUAUUGAAGAUCAGAUGAUGUUGCAGGAUGUAAGUAGGAAAAAAAGGAUGCCAGGUAUUAGUAAGAGUCAGGACUUCGACUCUGGGAAGUCUCGGUUGAGAAAGCACGAUAGAUCAAGUAAGAGCAGCAACUAUUCCUGUACAAGGGAAAGCAAGGACUCAGUCGCUGUUAAACAGCUCCCAUCUGUGGUUCCCAUUGUUGGCUUAGGUAUUUGAUUGGGAGAAAGCAUGACAGGGUUGAUGUGAUCAGAUAACUUACAGCAUGAGACGUUUUAUGAUUGGGACGACGAGCAAAGUACUUCUGGUGCAUAAGUUGUAUACGUAAGGGCCAAAUCUUGGUGGAUAUGAAAUAUCACAUUAAAUAGUGUUUUUUUUUUUUUUUUUGGUGGCUGACGCACAUUGCAGAGCGGUGCCGCUGGUUCACAAGGCUGCUUGAUAUUGAAACAAUGGCCGGCAGAAAAAUGCUUUUUGUUUACUGUUAUAUGUGUUAAACAGCGCAGAAAAAGAUUGGCUUAAAUUGGUGCGUGCUGGUUGCUAAUAUCAAAAAUUUUUUUCCCUA
Hevea brasiliensis (rubber tree) is the source of this 2487-nucleotide messenger RNA. Its product is annotated as protein PSK SIMULATOR 1. The record is from RefSeq and is a predicted model, not a curated record. Lineage: Eukaryota; Viridiplantae; Streptophyta; Magnoliopsida; Malpighiales; Euphorbiaceae. Gene Ontology annotation, biological process: positive regulation of growth. The coding region runs from base 246 to 2144 and encodes 632 amino acids. The transcript is spliced from 12 exons.